AUGAAGAGAAAACUGAAGAAUUUCAGUCCAAAUGAUGGUUAUGAGACUCUGGCAAAAAAAGUCUGUAGUCCAAAGGAUUUGUCCCCUGACCUCGGCUGUUUCAUGGACUUCUGCAGCCCUGUUGCAGGACAGGACUCCAUGUCCUCUUUUGUGAUCUCUACGCCUAAAUUGUCAGACAAGACACUAGAAGCCAAGAGUGGAGUAAAACGAAGUGUGAGCUCUCAGGUACACCUGAAGCAUGAGGAAUUCGCUACUCUCACUGUGGUGCAUGGACAGAAGCUGGAACGAGGAGCUGGAAAAGUGGAGGACAGAGAAGAGGAGCUCAAAAAAGAAACUCAUCAGAAAGCAGAUGACGAUGAUGACAAAGGCUAUUUCUCCAUGUCCUACUCAAAGGACAGUAAAAUAGAGCAUUUAGAAGGAGAUGUUGAAGAGGAGUGGAAUAUUGGUCCCCCCAUACUGGAGUCCUCCAUCGGCCAAGUCACAUUAGGUGGAGAGGAAACCACUUUAGACACCAGUUAUGAGACAACAUUACCCCUCCAAGUUCAGGUGAAAUCGGUUGUGGUGGUUCCCAAUCAGCUCACCUCCAGCAGUAAAACAGAUGCUGCACCUCUGCCAGUCCAGACUGCUAAGCCCACCAAGUUGAGCCUAGAUGAGAACAGAGCUGCCAUGUCUGCCAAAACUGUCAGUGCCAGCAGUCAGAGGCCGGUGUUAUUUGACAGUGAGAAGGACUGGGACCGUGAGAAACAGCUGUAUGUUCAUUCAGUCAACAGACAUUUGAAGGAGCAUCAGCGAGCAGAAGAAGAUGUCAUGACUGAGCUGCAGAAUCUGAUGAACCAUGUGGCGGACCAGACACCAGGCACUGGUAGACGGUGGCAGCAUCCUUCUGAUUUUACUCGCAGGAACUAUGUAAGUCGCUUUGGGAACCAAAUUCCAAAGGUGACCCUCCAGGAAUGGCAGGCCAAGAACUGUGCUAACAAACGAUUCGCCAAGGUCCCCAAGAUAUUUGAAAGGAGCCACGUCUAAAUUUGCUUAGUACAGUCUUCUAAACACUUGCACUUAAGAGGUCAGCAUGCUGGACUCAGUCCUGUUCUAAUGUUAUACCUAUAAAUGUUAGCAAUAUCAAUAUUAUAACGUGUCAGUGUUUAAGAAAAUUAAUGCACGUUUUGUGGAAUAAUGCCAAGGAACCCAAGGGUUCAAGCAUCUUAAAUGCCUUGCCCCCCCUUCUUCUAUAGUUGAAACUGUUCUUGUUUUAAUAUGUAUUUUAUGUAUGUUUUGUUCUUCUUUCGCUAUUUGAAAUGUUGGCCUUGUUGGAAUGAGUGCAAAAGUAUUUCCAUAGAAAAAGAAUAAGUAGAAUGGACAUUACCACUCAGAUAAACAAACCGACUUGGAGCACUUUGCAAACUCACUGAGCUGAAGUUCUGCAGUAAUGACACAACAAGCAGGUGAAUAGUACGUUUUCCAAUAAGCAAUCAGUCACUUUCAAAUAUUACCAUAUUUAUCUGUUUCUUGCUGGCAUCAAAUGCAUGUUUGCCGAAGCAAGUGAGAACAAGUGAGAUCAGCAUAUUUUCACAUCUAACACAGUGAAUUACAUUUUUUUUUCCAACCAAACUAGAGUUUGUAAUUGUUUAAACAGUGGUCUGACUAACUAGAUGACUACCAAGACUAAUUAAGAUGGUUUUGAACAGUUUUAUUUUGUU
Messenger RNA from Epinephelus lanceolatus (giant grouper), 1697 nucleotides. The record is from RefSeq and is a predicted model, not a curated record. NCBI's taxonomy places the organism in Eukaryota, Metazoa, Chordata, Actinopteri, Perciformes, Serranidae.